AUGAUAUUUUUCUGAUGGACAAAACUUUUGGGUUUGACACUGCUGUUGAGGAAGCACAAUGAGCCAUUAAAUCAGCUUACAUCGAGGCACAUAGUGCAUACCAUGGUAUAGGAAUUGUAAAGUUGAUGGGUCGUAGCAGUGGAUUUAUUGCUAUGCAUGCAUCCCUGGCUAGUGGACAAAUCGAUAUAUGCUUGAUACCAGAGGUACCUUUCCAUUUACAUGGUCCUCAUGGUGUUUUGCGGCAUCUGAAAUACCUCAUUGAGACAAAAGGAUCAGCAGUGGUCUGUGUUGCUGAGGGAGCAGGGCAGAAACUGCGAAGCUAUAUGAAACAGUUGGAAUGGGAAAUGGAGAGAAUGAGCCAAAGCAAGAGUGAGAGUUGGAGGAUGUUAUAGUAGACAAUACUCUCCAAGUUUCUUGUUAUAGUAACUUUUCAAUAUGUUGAAUAUUUAAGAAUACUUGAAUACUUAAAGAACAUUUUGUUGUUGAUGACAGUGUUGAAUAUUUUAAACUAAUUUGUGGAUUGUUAAUACAAUGUUGAAUGUUUUUU
Messenger RNA from Humulus lupulus (European hop), 547 nucleotides. Its product is annotated as ATP-dependent 6-phosphofructokinase 5, chloroplastic-like. Gene Ontology annotation, biological process: glycolytic process. Lineage: Eukaryota; Viridiplantae; Streptophyta; Magnoliopsida; Rosales; Cannabaceae. Gene Ontology annotation, cellular component: cytoplasm. Bases 126 to 392 code for a protein of 88 amino acids. The transcript is spliced from 4 exons. Gene Ontology annotation, molecular function: 6-phosphofructokinase activity. The record is from RefSeq and is a predicted model, not a curated record.